Molecule: messenger RNA, 459 nt
Organism: Kuraishia capsulata CBS 1993
Lineage: Eukaryota; Fungi; Ascomycota; Pichiomycetes; Pichiales; Pichiaceae
Exons: 1
Coding region: 1-459 (152 amino acids)
Biological process (GO): CTP biosynthetic process; UTP biosynthetic process; GTP biosynthetic process
Molecular function (GO): nucleoside diphosphate kinase activity
Source: RefSeq, a predicted model, not a curated record
AUGUCUAACACCGAGAGAACUUUCAUUGCCGUCAAGCCAGAUGGUGUCCAGAGAGGUUUGUUCCCAGAAAUCCUCUCCAGAUUUUUCAACAAGGGUUACAAAUUGGUUGCCAUCAAGCUCACCAUGGCCAACGAGCCAUUGCUGAGAGAGCACUACGCUGACUUGCAGAGCAAGCCAUUUUUCCCAUCCUUGUUGUCUUACAUGUUGUCUGGUCCAGUUUUGGCCACCGUCUGGGAAGGUAAGGAUGUUGUCAAGCAGGGCCGUAUCUUGUUGGGUGCUACCAACCCAUUGGCUUCCGCUCCAGGCACCAUCAGAGGCGAUUUUGCCGUCGACAUGGGCAGAAACAUCAUCCACGGUUCCGACUCUGUUGAGACCGCUGAGAAGGAGAUUGCUCUUUGGUUCAAGAAGGAGGAGUUGGUUGACUACAAGCCAACCCUGUACAGCUGGAUCUACGAAUAA